GGCAUAAACAAAGAUGGCGGCCCCAAAGAAAUAUGGUCUCAUCCUGCCGAAGACUAAGCAGGGUCCUGGGGUGCAGAAGGCGGCGCCGUCUAACGUCUUCGGAGACGAUAGCGACGAUGAACAUUCUAAAACCAACAUCGAAGAAAUGAUUAAAAAAGAAUCGAUAAGGAACCUGAAGCGACUCGAAACCCAGACGACCAUGCAAAAGGCUCUUGAUCAGGACGCUAAGGUUUUCGAAUACGAUGAGAUCUACGACGACAUGAAAGCCGAGAAAGAGGCUCAGGACAUCUCUAACAAAGUCAUCACGAAAGACAGGAAGCCGAAGUACAUCGACGACUUGCUGAAGAAUGCUGCGAUUAGGAAAAAAGAAGACGAACGCCGUCAGCAGCGGAAGAUUCAGAAAGAACGUGAGGAAGAGAAAAACGAAUUAGGGGACAAAGAAGCUUUCGUCACUUCAGCCUACAAGAAGAAGAUGGAGGAAAUGAAACGAGAGGAAGAGGAAACCAAACGCCGGGAACAACUCGAAGACAUGAUGGACGUGACGAAACAGAAAGACCUGACCGGCUUCUAUAGACAUCUGUUGAAACAACAAUGCGGUGAGGAGAAGGUCCCGGGACAGAGGUCAGUGACGGUUCCGGAAGAGCCGGAGAAGCCCGAAGCCGCUGUCGAAGCGGUGCCCAGUAGCUCGAAGCAUUUCUCCAAGGAUCCGGAUGCGGAUACGGAUAUCGAGAUGAGCAGCGACGAAGAGGAAGCAGUCAAAGCCAAACGCAAGCCUGUCACUCGAACAUACAGGAAGCGAAAACAAGAGAGCGAUUCCGAAGACGAACCCACGAAUCAAGACGCCGAUGAGAGCAUCGAAGAAAGUUCAUCAGAGUCCGAAGACGAGGACGAGGCCAAGACCACGAAGAAGAAGGAGGAUAAGAGCGGAUCUGGGGAUCAGAUCAACGACGAAUCCGAGGACAAGCCCGAAGCGCAACAACGGAAGCCGAAGGACUGGAGAGAGCUCAUGACGAAAAGAAGCGUCAGGGAAAAGUUCGAAAGUGCGCGUGAGCGCUUCCUCCUCCGUCAACGGGGCGUCGCUGCUCAAUGAGGGUGGACGUCUCUCCAUGUACAAUCUUGUAACAAAACUCUCUCGUGUAUAAAACCUGUU
Messenger RNA from Galendromus occidentalis (western predatory mite), 1150 nucleotides. Its product is annotated as nuclear speckle splicing regulatory protein 1. The coding region runs from base 14 to 1090 and encodes 358 amino acids. NCBI's taxonomy places the organism in Eukaryota, Metazoa, Arthropoda, Arachnida, Mesostigmata, Phytoseiidae. The record is from RefSeq and is a predicted model, not a curated record. The transcript has 7 exons. Gene Ontology annotation, biological process: regulation of alternative mRNA splicing, via spliceosome.